GCAGCGGAUGUUUUGGAAAGCCUUCGGUAUUGGAGAAAAUGUCUAAAAAGUCAAAAAAGGCAAAAAAGAGAAAGCGCAAGAAGUCAUCGUCAUCCUCAAGUGAAGAAGAUGAUAAGUCAUCACAGGAAGAAGAUCUUACCAAGAAUCGCAAAAGUAGCAAGAGGAAGCAAGAUGUAAAAAGUCAGGAGAGCCGUGCAGCAAAACAGGAAAACUGUGCUUCUCCUUCAGUUAAAGAUGUUUCCCAAAGCACCCGCCACAUCAAGAAGCCUGUCUACAGACUGGCAAGAACACAAGCAACAGACCAGAAACCAGUUAUUAAGAAAGAAGAGUGUAGAAUGCCAUUCCAUAGAGAAAAAGGCUCUAGUAAAGCAAAACAUGAUAUUUCAAGGAAAGAUGACGCUGGCCGUGGGAGUAAGACUGUGGAAAGGGAAUCCUCAAAACCCUCACGUACCAACAGUGCAGAUGCAGUUCCUCCAAGAACAGACAAGACGUCUAAAGGCAGCUUCGAUGAAAAGUCUUCCCGGAGGAGCCCAUCCAAAUCAAAAGAGCCCCUAAUGAGUCCCAGUUUGGUUUCAGCUGAGCAGAAAGAACAGAGGCAGGAUGUGCUGAAGAGGAGGUGCAGAACUGAGAAACCACCAAGGUCUGGCGAUGACAGCAGCACUAUCAAGACCAGGGAACCAAGCAAGACCUCCUCCCACUCCAAAGAUUCUCAGUGGCAGAAGAAAACAGAACUGUUUGAGAGGUUGUGCCAAAGACAUCAGGAAAAUAAGGCCAAAAGGAGCUUGUGCACAGAAGCAAAAACCUCCUCUGCUUCGACCACAAAGCAUUCCUCCCCUCCAGCCAAGCACACUACCUCAGUUAGUAGCUCAAAUGCAGUGAAGAAAGUCACCUUAAUCCCACGGAGUGUCACAUCAGUGAUUUGUAAGACAGCUAAGUCAUCAUCAUCAUCAUCAUCAUCAUCUGCUCAGCAACAAAUAUCUUCUGUAGCAUCACCUCUACCUAUUCAUUUUAAGAUACCGAAAAAGGUUCAACCAAGGCCAGUAGAUAAUACCAGUGAGAAUAAUGAUGCCACUUCUACAAACAGAAACCUCAAACAUGAAACUGAGCUUUCAGACUCCAGGGCCUCAACAAGCAACUCUAAGCAGGAAACUGUCCAACAAGUUCACAGUGGUUUGGAUAUUACACCUAGUUUUUCAUCUGAAGGACAAGAUAAGAAGCUGUCUUCAUCAAGCCCAGUCCCAGUGACGCCCCAUACUCUCACUGAGCCGUGGUAUGAUCAGAUGCAAGUAGUGGAAGAGCUUCAUCUUGCCCGCUCAGAGAAGAGAUUGGAAGUUAAUGUCAUGCAAAGCUAUGGAGAACUCACCUGUAUGGAAAUAGACCCUUCAGAAGAGAGAGGUGCAGACACACAAUGUAAACAGCCUCCCCAUCAAGAUCUAAUCCUUGUUUUGGACACCAACAUUCUCCUCAGUGACUUGGAUUAUGUGAAAAUGAUCACAUCUCACGGCCUUGGAGCCCUGGUGUCUCCUGUAGUCCUGAUCCCCUGGGUGGUGCUGCAGGAGCUGGACUCCCUAAAAAGGGGAAGAGGCCUGUCAGGUUCUGUGGCCCACCUGGCAACUCCUGCCAUCUCAUACAUUUACAGCUCUCUGAAGAGCCGGGAACCUCACCUGUGGGGGCAGUCUAUGCAGCAGGCCGCUGAGAGCAGCAAUGGUCUGAAUGCCGAGAAUAAUGAUGACAGGGUGCUGCAGUGCUGCCUGCAAUACCAGAGUCUGUACCCAGAGUGUGCUCUCAUUCUAUGCACUAAUGAUAAGAACCUAUGCAGUAAGGCUCUCCUGAGUGGGGUGAAGGCCCUCAGCAAGAGUGAUUUGGAGGCAGAGGUUGGAAGCUCCAGGCAUGACUUUCAUCCUCCACAAAACAUUAAGACGCCCAUGCUGCCCCACAUCAGCCCUCAGGUCUCAUCAUCAAUGCAGAGCAGGAGCUCUACAUCGUUGCAGCCACACAGUCAUGAGAGAACAGGCCUUUCUGUAGAAGAGAACGAUAAGUGGCUGAGCAAAAGUGAGGAUAAAGAGAAGACAAACUGGGACCCCAGCAGUGUUUCUGAACUAGAAGACUGCCUGCGAGAGGUGCUCUCUGAUGUGUUAGAGGUGGAGAUGAAGGCCGCUUACGAUGACCUCUGGCUAGAAAUAGUUCAUCUUAAACCACCCUGGACUCUUCAAGAUGUCCUGCAGUGUUUGAAAAAGCACUGGAUUGCCGUCUUUGGGAGCGUUGUUCCACGGAGGAAGCUGCAAACCGUCUUACAUCUUAUUGAUUUCUUCAACUCAGGUAAUACAGCAGAUUGUAGCUCCACCUCAACAGCCCUACAAGAAGCCAAGGAGCUUGUGAAAGCGUUUGGGAAAAGCUCAAGCCGUGUUCCCACUGCCAUCUCCAUAAUGGCCAACAUUUACAAUAAGCUACAUCCACAGUGGGAAUCUCCUGCCUGUGAUGUUGUCAUGAAUGAUGAAGAUGAAGACAAACAACCCACGUCUGCUCAGGUCUCUCACCAGGAAGUGUGGGCUGUGUUUGAGAACAUCUGGUGUAAUGUGUGUCAAAUAAGCUUGGAAGUGUUUAAAGCUCUGGGCUUUGACCAUCACACCAUGCAGAGCACUCAGCCAGUGGGAGGUCCUCCGCCACCACAGGACGCCUUGGUGUGUUUAUACAAACUGUCCUCGAUGGUCUCGCAGCUGCUCCAAGCCUUCAGCAGUGUCUUGUCCUCAUCCCCUGGUUUAGAGGAAGUGCGGGCACUGCUGGGCAUCAUCCACUCUCAUGAGAUUGUUGAUGUCGAUUCCAGAUUGACGGCCAAAGACCUUCUUGAUUGUUUCUCACAACAAGACUACAGGGAGAAGCUGAGAGUUGGAGGGAUCCAGUUAAUGCAACUUAAAGAAGCCCUGGAUCGUUGUGUUGGGACCACAGGUCAAAACAUCACCUUUACCACACCACCGCCCUGACUGGAUCAGAAUCGGGAGUUUGUACAUCAGCCAAACAGAUGCUCUGAAUAAACUGAUAUCCUUUACUAGAAGAAAAAACUAAUUUGAAGGGAUGUCCGCUCAUACUGUACCUUUGGUGAUUAGAGCCUUUUUUUUUUUUUAUUUCUGUGUAGAAAUCAAAGUUUCUGUUUCCCUGAAUGGAUGGAUGUCCAUGGAUGUUCUCCAUCAUCCUAAAAGGCUAUACAUUUGUUAAACAGUUUGUAUUAUCUGUUUUGGACCAUUUUACAGUAUGCAGAGUUCAGCCGCAUCAAAUACUGCUUUCAUUGUACUCCAGUAUUCCUUCAGCUACUUUAUACCUGGUUCUCAUAUCUACUGUCAAAUCACAGGUGAGCAGUGAUUUGUCACCUUUUACAUUUCAGUUCAGUUAAAAGUGAAUGCUUAAAUCACUUAUUAUUAUUAUUUAGAUAAUUAAAGUUAGCUUUCAAACAGUUUGUCACAUAAGUUUGCAAAAUUAGAUUUUAGAUUUUUGCUAAUUUUAACUUUGUUGCAUCAUCACACAUUCAUGUGGUCCAAGACAUGUAUUGGACCAUAUGAAUGUGUGAUGAUGCAACAAAUUGUACUCUAGGUUUACCCCUCGGCCCAUUGUGACAACUGACAGACAGCGUAUUUUUUUAAAGGACUAUAUUUCUAUAUUUAAUUAUAUUUUAUCAGUUGAACAGUUGUUUCCCAUUAUUUAUGAUUAAGAAACUUUACCAAAAGCCUUAGUUCACAGGGCUCAAAGGAAUAGAAGGGCAUUUUGGUAAACAUGUUUAUCCACUUUUUUGCUAAGGAUACCACUCUCAUGUUAGUCCAUUAAUAUCGAUCUAGAGCGAGGAGAUGAUUUGCUUAGUUGAGCUUUAAGCCCGGACACAGGGAAACAGCCUGCCUGGCUUUGUCCAGACGUUAAAAAAAAAAUAUAUAUACAUCAGCCUACCAGCUCACUGAUAAACACAUUACAUCUCAUUUGUUUGAUUUGUACAAAACCCAAUGUGCAAUAAUGACUAGCUUUGGUUUUACAGUAGUUAUGUGUUUUUUUUUUUCCUUUCUCUAAAUUUAAUUUUUUGAUUUUACAAAAAAUUAUUAGAUAAAAAAUCUUCUUUUCAAGAGUGUGCGGGCCAAGACAGGCAGUAACAUAUGUUACAGACAAACUAUAAAACCUACACACAAAAAAACCCAGAAAAUUAAAUUACUAUAAAGAAAAACUCAAAAUUAUGUUAACAAAUAUUUAGAGUGAACCAUAAAAAACAAACAUCUUUUUGUAUUAUAAGUUGUAGAGGUGCUAGAAGGCAGAUUUUGUUACCUUUGGGCAGAGCCAGGCUAGCUGUUUCCUCCUGUUUCCAGUCUUUCUGCUAAGCUAA
This is a messenger RNA of Plectropomus leopardus (leopard coralgrouper), 4357 nucleotides long. RefSeq names its product SWT1 RNA endoribonuclease homolog (gene swt1). Lineage: Eukaryota; Metazoa; Chordata; Actinopteri; Perciformes; Serranidae. Gene Ontology annotation, cellular component: nucleus. The record is from RefSeq and is a predicted model, not a curated record.